CAGGAAAACAAUGAGAGGGAGAACAUUGAGAGUGGAACUACUGAACAGAAAGGGCCAGACCUUAAUAGCUGGCUACCUGUGACUGCAUCUAGAGAAGCCAAGUGGUGGUACUCAACUUUCCAUAAUGUAACAGCUAUGGUUGGAGCUGGGGUUCUAGGGUUACCAUAUGCAAUGUCUCAACUUGGAUGGAUCCCUGGAGUCUUAGGAAUAUUUCUUUCAUGGAUGAUAACUUUCUACACACUGUGGCAACUUGUGGAACUGCAUGAAGUGGAGCCUGGUAGACGAUUUGAUCGAUACCCAGAACUUGGACAGUAUGCUUUGGGAGAAAAGCUAGGGUAUUGGAUAAUAAUGCCCCAGCAAUUACUUGUUCAGGUGGCUUCAGACAUAGUUUACGUAGUAACUGGAGGGAAAUCUUUGAAGAAAUUUGCGCAGCUGCUCAUUCCAGGCCUUUCUCAUAUCAGACAAACAUAUUUUAUUCUCUUCUUUGUUGCUCUGCAAUUUCUGCUCUCUCAAACUCCCAAUUUUAAUUCACUUAAGGCAGUUUCCUUCGUUGCUGCACUCAUGUCUUUCUGCUAUUCUAUGGUGGCUUUUGUGUCAUCAAUUAGUAAGGGUCUCCAUCACCAUCCAACAAGUUAUGGAGUUCGAUCUCAUACAACUCCAGGCAUAAUUUUUAAUGCUCUAAGUGGGAUUGGAACUAUAGCAUUUUCUUAUGCAGGACAUAGUGUUGUUUUAGAGAUUCAAGCUACAAUUCCAUCAUCUCCACAGAAUCCUUCCAAGAAGCCUAUGUGGAAAGGUGUUGUUCUCGCUUAUAUCAUCGUUAUUAUUUGCUACAUGUCCGUUGCCGUGUCUGGAUUCUGGGCUUUUGGAGAUCUAGUAGAGGAUGAUGUUCUUAUUUCACUUGAAAAACCUCGAUGGACUAUUGCUAUUGCUAAUCUGAUGGUGUUUUUUCAUGUUAUAGGAAGCUUUCAGGUUUACGCAAUGCCAGUGUUUGAUAAGAUUGAGUCGUAUUUGGUUACAAAGAGGAAUUUUACUCCAGGAAAAAAUCUACGCCUUGUUGCUCGCAGUGGAUACGUAGCUUUCGUUGGCAUUGUAGGGAUUUGUGUCCCUUUCUUUGGAGGACUACUUGGAUUUUUUGGAGGACUUGUUUUUGCAUCAACUUCAUAUUUUAUUCCUUGCAUCAUAUGGCUUGUCGUCCAAAAACCAAAGAGGUGGAGUUUUCAUUGGUUUGCAUCAUGGAUAUCAAUCUUUGUUGGUGUUUCAAUAGCACUCCUUUCACCCAUAGGAGGAGCUCGACAAAUUUUUAUUUCAGCCAAAACAUACAAGGCAUUUUCCUAG
Manihot esculenta (cassava) is the source of this 1335-nucleotide messenger RNA. RefSeq names its product lysine histidine transporter-like 5. Gene Ontology annotation, cellular component: plasma membrane. Lineage: Eukaryota; Viridiplantae; Streptophyta; Magnoliopsida; Malpighiales; Euphorbiaceae. The record is from RefSeq and is a predicted model, not a curated record. The coding region runs from base 136 to 1335 and encodes 399 amino acids. The transcript has 7 exons.